Messenger RNA from Sorex fumeus (smoky shrew), 664 nucleotides. RefSeq names its product proline and serine rich coiled-coil 1 (gene PSRC1). The transcript has 5 exons. Gene Ontology annotation, biological process: mitotic metaphase chromosome alignment. Bases 14 to 664 code for a protein of 216 amino acids. Gene Ontology annotation, cellular component: spindle microtubule; microtubule cytoskeleton; spindle pole. The record is from RefSeq and is a predicted model, not a curated record. Lineage: Eukaryota; Metazoa; Chordata; Mammalia; Eulipotyphla; Soricidae. Gene Ontology annotation, molecular function: microtubule binding.
UAAGGACUGGAACAUGGAAGAGUUGGAGCAAGAUGUAAAGUUUAUUGCGGAUGAGACCUUGGACUUUGUAGAGUCGUCAUCAUCUGACAGCCGGGAGGAGGAAGACAUAGCUGCAGUGGCGACUCCGGAGAAGCCCCUUCGCCGUGCCCUGUCCCACCGCAGUGACGUGAAUGCAGUGGCCCCCACCCCCCAAGGUCUUUGGCUCAGCCUGGGCCCCUUCAGCCCAAAGAAGCUGGAGGAGAUCCUGGUUGAGGGCCAGCGGCUGGCAGCCCAGCUGGAGCAGUGCUCCCUUCAGGAGCCCCCAAGUGAGGGCUCAACACCCUGCAGGGUGACGCCUAGCCUGCGGCGAGAGACCUUUGUGCUGAAGAACAGUCCCAUGAGGGGCCUGCUGCCCACGGUGAGCUCGUCGGCGCGGAGCACUCCCCACUCCAGCAGCCUCACACCCCGACUGGGGAGCAGUGAUCGGAAGGGGUCGGCCAGAGCCCUCCGCAGCGUGUCUGGGAAGAAGGCCCUGAGCACAAAGAGGUUCCUGUUUCGCAGAGACCAAAUCUUCCCAGCCUUGGUUCUGCUCGCAGCAAUCUUCAGCCCCGGCCAAAAGGGGCUGUGUCUGCAGCACCUGCCAGCCUUUAACGCUUCCUUCCAGAACCAGCUCAGUUCCCUGUGA